Messenger RNA from Blumeria graminis f. sp. triticale, 1497 nucleotides. Lineage: Eukaryota; Fungi; Ascomycota; Leotiomycetes; Helotiales; Erysiphaceae. The record is from the annotation of a GenBank genome assembly.
AUGGCCGGUAAUGUCAAUGAUGCUAAUGACCAACCCCAGCCCUUCAAUGCGACGAAACUUGAGUCAGCGAAGAAGCGUAAAUCUUCGCGAUCGCCUUCGGCCUCUAGCAACAGACGGAAAGAACCUCGCACAGAGCCGAAAGCAAAAUCAAACUCACAGAAACUAGAACCAGAGAAACGUUCAGAUUCUCCCCCAGUACGCAAACAAAAGCGCCCCGGUCAGCGGGCACGUAUUGGAGAUGCAGAGCGCGAGCAAAUCCGUCAAAGAAAGCUCGAGCGUGAAAGAGAGGCAGAAGCAGCCGCAGCCGCACUUGCGGCUGCUAAGGGUAUCCAUGAUACGGUUAAGAAGCACUAUAAUGCCGUUCCAGAGCGAGGACGAGACUGGCGUAAAACAGACAGCCGAAUUAAAGGACUACGAAGCUACAAUAAUUGGAUCAAAAGUACGAUAAUUCAAAAGUUCUCUCCAAACGAAGGCUUUGUCCCAGCCUCACGAGAUAAUAAAGGUGAAGGCUCUACAGAGGGACCAUCAAAUUCCAAGGGUCUAUUAGUGCUGGAUAUAGGAUGUGGAAAAGGUGGAGAUCUUGGAAAGUGGCAGCAAGCCCCUCAAACAGUCGAGUUAUACGUUGGAAUAGAUCCAGCUGAUAUAUCAAUCACUCAAGCCAGAGAAAGGUAUCGGCAAAUGUUGAGCCGCAAUGGAGAUGGAGCUGGAGGCAGGGGUGGAAAAAGUGGCCAUAAUCGUCGACCGCAUCAACGAUUAUUUCAUGGAGAAUUUUACGUUCAAGAUUGCUUUGGCGAAUCAAUUGAGAAGAUCAAAAUCAUACGAGAUGUUGGGUUUGACGGUUCUGGGGGACCGUCGAGUUUUGGCGGAGGAGGAUUUGAUAUUGUAAGUAUGAUGUUUUGUAUGCAUUACGCUUUUGAAAGCGAGAUGAAAGCCCGAUUAAUGCUCAAGAAUGUGGCUGGAGCUCUUAAAAAAGGGGGCAGAUUUAUUGGGUGUAUCCCCAAUUCGGACGUCCUCAGUGAAAAAGUGAAAGAAUUCAACGCCCGCAUAGCACCUAAAUCUAGCGAAAGUAAAUCAGAGGCACCAAAUUUAGAGACUCCUGAGAGCGACGAUGUUGAGAAAAAAGAUACGGAAGAAGGUGCGUCAUGGGGUAAUGGAAUUUAUCAGGUUCGUUUUCCAGGGAAAACACCAGCGGAUGGAAUAUUUCGACCCCCAUUUGGUUGGAAGUAUAAUUUCUUUUUGAGUGAGGCAGUUGAAGAGGUACCUGAGUACGUGGUUCCGUGGGAGAUGUUCCGAGCCAUCGCUGAAGAUUUCAACCUUGAGCUGCAAUAUCAUAAGACUUUUGAUGAAAUAUGGAAGGCCGAGAAAGAUGACGAGACUCUUGGUCUAUUAAGUGAACGCAUGGGUGUUCGAGAAAGAGGCGGUGGUCCUUUACUUGUCAGUGAUGAAGAGAUGGAGGCAGCAAACUUUUAUACAGCCUUUUGCUUCUAUAAAGUCUAA